Molecule: messenger RNA, 1398 nt
Organism: Austrofundulus limnaeus
Lineage: Eukaryota; Metazoa; Chordata; Actinopteri; Cyprinodontiformes; Rivulidae
Gene: mrrf
Product: mitochondrial ribosome recycling factor
Biological process (GO): translation
Cellular component (GO): mitochondrion
Molecular function (GO): ribosomal large subunit binding
Source: RefSeq, a predicted model, not a curated record
AUAUGGCGCUGAAUCGUUUGUGCGUGCUGCGACCUCUGCUGUGUCAGUCCCUGGUGCGACACCACAGCUCCCCCCGCCCAGUCACCUCAGGGGUCAGAGUGAGACCGCCUCUCUGUCCUGGCAGCCCCCAACACCCCGCUGCCGCUGCGUGCAUCAGGCUCUACGCCACCAAGAAGGCAAAAGCAAAGGCGAAGGCAAAGGGCCAGUCGGUUAAGGUGAACAUUAAUUCCUCUCUGGUGGAWGACAUCAUCAAUCUGGAGGAAGUGCAGGAGGACAUGAACGCUGUUCUCUCUGCACUCAAUGACGAGUUCACUCGGAGCCUCAACAUCCGAACUUCGCCAGGGUCUUUGGAUCACAUCGUGGUGACAACUCGAGAAGGGAAGUUCCCCCUGAACCAUCUGGGCCAGAUCUCCAUGAAGUCACCUCAGCUCAUUAUGAUCAACAUGAGCAGCUCCCCUGAAGCCAUCUCAGCGGCCGCCCGUGCCCUGAGAGAGACCAACAUGGAACUAAACCCAGAGGUGGACGGGACCAUCAUCAAGGUGCCUGUUCCCAAAGUGACACGAGAACACAGAGAGAACCUCGCCAAGCUGGCCAAACAGUUGGCCAACAAGGCUAAAGACUCCCUGAGGCAUGUGCGCUCGAAUGCURUCAGCCAGGUGAAAAAGGCUAAAGAGGGAAACUCUGAAGACACGUUACGGCUCAUAGAAAAACAGAUUCAACAGAUGGCAGACAAUGUAACAGUGGACAUCGACAAACAGCUUGCAGCCAAAACCAAGGCGUUAUUAGGCUGACAGGACUGAUCUGAAGGUCUUCACUUUGAUGUUUCUGCACUGAUUUGAGGAUCUAUCCAACAAACAGCAUCGUGUUUAAUAAUUGGCAAUGAGUGGAUCAAGUCAAUGAGGUACUUUCUGACUUACACGCAGAAACACUUUGGUGUUGCCACUCUUUUUUUUUGGGACCCCCCUCCCCCUCUGACAGAAGCUGAGCCUUUUGUUCCAGACCACAUUGUUGGUACUCAUCGCCGCUGUGAGUUAUCUGUGUCCGGCUGCGUUAAGUGCACGAUCCAGAAACGACGACGACACUCCCUGUCACCUCCCUCCUCCUGUUUUACUCUUCCCGUCCUCAAACUGUGGAAAAAUAUAAAAAAGUGGUAGGAGGGGGGGACGGAUGGACUUUUAAUGGGAUUUGUGGGCCUCCUCCUAAUCAAACCCCCUCACCACAAGGUUUGUCUGUUUAUACAAAGCAAGCGCGCCCCGUCCGAAUGUAAACCGGCUGCGGGUUUUUCUUGGUGGCAAAACAGAGACUUCCAGGUCGUCUGAGCAGACACGGUUAGCGUGCUGCCAAACAUUUGUUUCGCAUUGAUUCCAAAGUGUAUUAUAAAUGCAUUCGGGGGGGGGG